Messenger RNA from Parasteatoda tepidariorum (common house spider), 1991 nucleotides. RefSeq lists its product as uncharacterized. NCBI's taxonomy places the organism in Eukaryota, Metazoa, Arthropoda, Arachnida, Araneae, Theridiidae. The record is from RefSeq and is a predicted model, not a curated record.
CCUCCACGAUCGCCACAGAGCAAGCUACCAGUUCACACUAAGCGAACUUCUAUAUCGUCGUAUGCUUGUUUGUGUUGAACGUGUGCAAGUGUUAUCUUAACCGUUCCAAAAAAUAAACCAAGUUAACAUUCUGGAUUAAAACAAAACAUCAUGCGACAUGAGGUGGUUGACAGUGAGAAAAUGCUUGUCAGUAGAAAAUGCAUGUAAAAGAAUUGUUAGGUCUCUCAGGUGAUGGCAGGCGAUGAAGAGCUCUCGUCGUUAGACGACUGGGGCCCUUUUGAAGACGACUGGGCCCCUGUGCAUUUUCUGGUCCCGCCACCACCUCCGCCUCCAUCUCUAGGUUCUGUGUGUUCUGGAAACGAAUUCUACUGUCAAUUAGAAGGGGGCCCAAUGGGAGCUCACUACAAUAGGGCCUCGUUUCCAUCUUUGCCCAUCAUCGCUGUCUGUUCGUCCGUCGUCCUUGUUGCUGUCCUCGUUGCAUCUUUUCUGUUUUGGCGGCACAAAACAAAAGCGCAGAAUCUUUUGCCUUGUAAAAAUGAACAACCUGGUCACAUGGGAGAGCUUGGAACAGCCAAUGGCGUCAGUUACGAAGAUGUUCUUAUUAAUCACCAUCCCACCAGAAUUCCUCAAAGUCAUCUUGCUGGCAGCCAGACACUAAUGCCAUUAGAAAUACUAGAUGUAAAACUUGGAGAAAUAGGUCCACCUCAAAUAACAGCGUUACACUCUGUUCCUUGCUACAAUCGACGAGAUGGUGGCCAAAUGGUCGAUAGCAAAACUUUCCACCCUGUCUACGAGGAAGUGUCUCAAGCCCCUUCUGGGGACAAAUCAAUGACUGGAAAAAGUUACGAAUCGGACUUCGACGAGAGUGGGAAGUUGGGGGGUAGGAGUCUGACAAGCGAGGAUGAUUUUGCUGAAGAAGACUUUGGUGAUGGAAGUGGACAUUGCUCCGCUACAAGCAGUGUGCGUGGCUCAACGGGAGGUGAUUUAUGUAGAGAUCCAGUCUCUAGUGAUGAAGGUACCGGUGAAGAUUGUGAUUAUAUGGUUCACGAUUUGCCUGAAAUGUUGCCCAGUGACAAUUCGUUUAGCUAUCCCUCUAAACAUAGACAUAUGCAUAGUGGUGUUAAAACAGAUAAACUGAGAAAUCAUCCAGUGCACAGUCAUCGGCACGGUUCAAAUGUGUAUCCCCCAUCAGACAGGACUGCUAGUGUUUUACCUCUUACCCAAAGAGCUGUUGAUCCUGCUAUGGGACAUAAAUUACAUUCCAAUUCAUCAACUGAAAGGUCGCCACAUCAUGGUAUUCCCAGUCCUUUUGUACACUCCGUGCCCCCUAUAAAUCCCAGAAAUAAUUUUCCAUCCAUAACAGCCAGCCCACAGUGGCCAAUAAGCCAUGGUUCACCGAAUCAAAUGGAUUAUCCCACUAAUGCUUCAUCGCAAGAAAAUAUUUAUUCAACCAUUGAUGAAGAUGAAGUGGACUAUCCUAUUCAUCCUUCUUUACCUAGUCUAGCUAAUACACAGCGUGGGACUCCGCUAAGCAAAUACAGUUCUGGUUUACCCAAAAAUGUCCCACCUCGUGUCGACAGACCAAUACCACCGCUAAGUCAACGCAAUAUGGAAGACAAUAGCUCAUAUGGAGACAUUAUGCCGACUUAUAACUCAGCUUUCAUGUGAUGGUUAUGUUAUAGUAAAGGACUUAAGACGAAUGCCAGAAUUACCUGUGAUAUACAAUGUUAUGAAUUUGUUUUGCUAAAUGCACCAACGCAAAGUCUCAUUUAUCUAAGACAAUUUUUGUUUUCUCUUGAAUGUGCGCUACUUUUUAUCAUGCAAGAGGGAAAAAAGUUAAUUUUUCUAUUUGUCAGUUAGUCCAUUGACUUGGAACAUGAACAGACUGAAUAAAAGGACCAUUGAAUGUCAUUAAUAAAUGUCUUUUUUAUUGCUGCAUGUUCAUACAUAAUUGAUAGAAAUAAAACAUUAUGCAAAUUUCUAGCUGUUAA